Protopolystoma xenopodis is the source of this 351-nucleotide messenger RNA. NCBI's taxonomy places the organism in Eukaryota, Metazoa, Platyhelminthes, Monogenea, Polystomatidea, Polystomatidae. The record is from the annotation of a GenBank genome assembly.
AUGUUCAACGUCGCUGGAUUCUACUUUGUUGGGGAUGAGGAUCUUCUUGAGAUUAUUGGUAACAGCAAGAAUGUUCCUCGUCUUCAGAAGCAUUUCAAGAAAAUGUUUGCUGGUGUUCAUUCCAUUCAGUUGAACGAGGAUAUCACUCAAGUUCAAGGUCUAUUGUCAAAAGAGGGUGAAGAGGUCGUUCUUAUGCAUCCUAUUUCAUUGACCGAUAACCCGCCUAUCAAUGAUUGGCUCACCCAGCUGGAAAAAGAGAUGCGAUUUUCGCUUGCUUCCUAUUUGGGAAACGCUAUUUCUGAGCUCCAGGUUGGCUACUUUAAAAAACGCAACCUACGUUACAUUUUCUGA